AUGAUGAUGAAAUUAGAAGCAUCUAAUGGAAAUUUAAGGAAUAGUGAUCUAACAGAUUUAGGUACUAUUAUUAGUACGAUUGAUAAGACUGGUCACUACUAUUAUUUUGGUAUGAGUAAAGAUCCAAUUACACCAUCUAUAUCGGUACGUGAAAUGAGUGUUCCUCUUUCACAUCCAGUCUCUAGUCACCAAGUUUUAAGGUUUACUGCUAUCUCUUCAAAAUCUGGAGACGAAAAGAAUGGAUUUUUUUGGGAAAUAGAAUCAAAUAAAAUAGAAAUUGAUCAAGAAGAUUGGAAUCAAUGGUUGGAUAACGUAUUGGUUAAAUCAAGUAAAGGUCUUGGAUUAGGUGAUGAAAAGAUUGUAUCUGAAUUAUUAAAGUUGGUUGUUUGUGAUAAAACUCCGACGACUUUGACAACUUUGAAAUUAAAUUUACCUCAAAUCAACAAAGUAUUUGGGUAUUUAAUAGUAUCAUUACCAGUUGAUAAAUGUCCUGAAGAUACGUCAACUAUUCCAUUAUCAUCUGGAUUUGAUUUUGGUCCAAGUUUUGUUGCUUUCUAUGCAAAUAGUACGGUUCAAAUUAAAUCACCUGAUGGAUUGGCAUUACUAUUGGUCUAUAAAUUAAAGAGAACUGGAAAGAGACGAUCUUCUGAUCACUCUGGUACAUGGAUACGUGAUCAUAGCGGUAUAAUAGGUGAUAUUGCAGCAUCUAUUAAAGUGACUUUGAGAAAACCAAAACUCAAAGGUCGAAUCAUAUACAUUCUAUCGUAUCCAUGUGAUUGUAUGCCUGCAACAACUACCAAUUACGAACCAACAACUUUGGAUCAACUAGAUGCUAAUAAUCAAAAGAUAGCACUUGCUUUAAAAGAUGCAGUUUCAAUGUUGACCAAUACAAAGAUUGGGUUUGGUCAAGUUACCAUUACUCAAUCUGGAAGUAGACUGGAUAAUAUUGGUGGUAUGGAAGAAUUAAAAGAUACCUAUUGCGUAUUUAGUUAUUUAAAGAGUUUAAUUGAUGAUUCUGAUAUGGGCCAUCCAGAAUUUACGUUUGGCCAAAUACUACCAUUAGAUGCAUUCAAUCAAGUUGACAUUGCACAAGAAGAUAUUAAACAAUCAAAAUGGACAAGAUCAUUUUGUUUUGUUGCUUUGUACAUUGGUUUGGAUAAUGACCUUGUAUUUCCAGAAUUCAAAGAGAUAAAGAAACAGAAAACUCAAGAUGAGGAGGAAGAAGAGUUGGAAGAUGAAGAUGGUGAAGAUGACGAUUCCGAUGGUAAUUCAUCAAUUUCAGAAGAAGAAAAAGAAUUUGAACAAGGUGUUGAUGAAUUUUAUAAUGAAGAUGGUAAUAGUAGUGGUAGUAGUGACACUGAAAAUGAAGAUGAUCAAGAAGAUACUCAAGAUGAAGAAGAGGAAGAAGAGGAAGAAGAAGAAGAUGAUGAAGAAUAA
Messenger RNA from Cavenderia fasciculata, 1437 nucleotides. RefSeq lists its product as uncharacterized. The coding region runs from base 1 to 1437 and encodes 478 amino acids. The record is from RefSeq and is a predicted model, not a curated record. NCBI's taxonomy places the organism in Eukaryota, Evosea, Eumycetozoa, Acytosteliales, Cavenderiaceae. The transcript has 3 exons.